This is a messenger RNA of Malania oleifera, 969 nucleotides long. Its product is annotated as peroxidase 21-like. The transcript has 5 exons. The record is from RefSeq and is a predicted model, not a curated record. The coding region runs from base 1 to 969 and encodes 322 amino acids. Gene Ontology annotation, molecular function: peroxidase activity; heme binding. NCBI's taxonomy places the organism in Eukaryota, Viridiplantae, Streptophyta, Magnoliopsida, Santalales, Ximeniaceae. Gene Ontology annotation, biological process: response to oxidative stress; hydrogen peroxide catabolic process.
AUGGCCAUCAACUUCUUCGUCUUCCUCUUGUUUCCCUUACUCCUCAUGUUUCACUCUGGUGAAAGUGAGCUGCAGUUAAAUUACUACUCGAGCAGUUGCCCUAGAGCCGAGGAAAUAGUCAAAGAAGAAGUCACAAAACUCUUCCAGCGACGUGAUAACACUGCUAUUUCUUGGCUUAGAUUUCUCUUUCACGACUGUAUGGUUAAGUCAUGCGAUGCGUCAUUCUUGUUGACCAAGGGUGAGGGAAUGGAACCAGAGAAGGAGUCCCCGAGGAGCUUUGGUAUAAGAGAUUUCAGGUUUCUCAAUCAAAUCAAAGAAGCCGUAGAGAAGGAAUGCCCAUCCACUGUGUCUUGCGCUGAUACUCUUGCCCUUUCUGCCAGAGAAGCUAUUGUCUUGUUAGGAGGAACACGCAUAGACAUGAGACUGGGACGAAGGGACACCCUGCAAAAUCAUGCAAAGGAGAUUGAAGAUUAUAUACCAAAUCACAACGACUCCUUGACCUUGGUGCUUUCCCGUUUCCAAUCUAUCGGCAUUGAUGCUGAAAGAACAGUUGCUCUUUUAGGAGCUCACUCUGUUGGUCGAGUUCACUGUGUGAACCUGGUGCACAGGCUCUACCCAACAGUGGAUCCGACGUUGGACCCAGAACAUGCUGAAUACCUUAAAAGGCGGUGCCGAGAUCCGAGCCCAGGUCGGAAGGCAGUGCAAUAUGCAAGGAAUGAUCUUGAAACGCCAUUUGUCAUUGAUAACAAUUACCACAAGAACCUCUUAAAGCAGAAGGGACUAUUAGUGAUAGAUCAACAAUUGGCUUCGGAUCCAACCACGCUUCCCUUUGUUGAGAAGAUGGCUUCGAAUGAUAGUUACUUCCAUGAACAAUUUGCAAGAGCCAUUCUCCUGUUAUCAGAGAAUAAUCCACUUCCAAGUGACCAAGGAGAGAUCAGAAAGGAUUGCCGCUACGUCAACAACGAGUAA